CGGGUAUUGGGUAAAAUCAGGCUCGCCGGGAUGGAAUUCGCGAUUCUUCCGCUCUCCAAAGAUCCCCGACAUCAUACAUACAUCAAUCCUCCCUCCUCUCUCGCGCCUUCACAAUGGGCUGGUGGUGGAAUUCCUCGUCUCCCAAGGAGGCCUCUCCGGCCUCUCCGGCCCCUCCGUCGUCUUCCUCUCCGCAACAGCCAUCGUCAGACCCUCAACCAUCCGCACGCCCGCCGCCGUUGACUCGCGAGGAACAAGCCGACGCGGAGUUCAAGAAAUUGCUCGCCAGCCUAGAAGGAGACAUCAAUAGCGGCUCUCCGAAAACCUCGCAACAGACCUCAUCCCCAAGCGAAUCAGGCCCCGAAGCCACGGUACCGCCGUCCUCCAUUGCCCCCGAGUCACUCUACCCCGACACCAUGUCCUGCCGCUCCGCUUUCGACUAUGCGUUCUUCUGCCAAUCGUUCGGGGGCCAGUUUGUCAACGUUUAUCGAUACGGAGAGCUACGGUCGUGUAGCGAACACUGGGAUAACUUCUGGCUCUGCAUGAAGACCCGGACGUGGUCCGAUGCGUCGCGCAAGAAGGCCAUCCGCGAUCACAACCGCAAGAAGGCCAUCAAAUUCAAGACGGGCCCCAGCAGUGAGGAUGUCUGGGACUUACGGACAGAGCCGGAUCGAAAUGCCUUCGAGGGGGAUUUUGCCGCGCUGGAGAGGGAAAUGAAGGCCGAGGAAGAAGCCAACCGAACCGCUGGUGCCGUUUAGCGAUCUUCGAGGACAACGCACUGUUGGGGCUUCGUUGUUUGUUAGCACAACAGAUGUCUGUCUCUUGUUGGGAGGGGGGCCCUGUAAAAUACAAUACAUUCAUGUCAUAUCACCUUCAAAGCGUCUGCGGCAUCUCUCGUCUUUGUUCGGUUCUCUGGGUAGAACUUUGACCCUCUUUGAUGUCCAAGGACAACUCCCUGUCGGCUAAAGGGGAUUCGCGCCAGAGUCAUAAUAUUGUUGUCUCUGAAUAAGGAGAUCCUGUCAGGACAAUGACCUCUUUGUUCGCAUUGUAUCCUUUGUCUGUUGGGCUCCACGCCAUGCACUUUCGAGGGUGAAACCUUCCGGAAAUCGCAUAUAUAAACUCCAGUAAACCCAGG
Molecule: messenger RNA, 1132 nt
Organism: Aspergillus steynii IBT 23096
Lineage: Eukaryota; Fungi; Ascomycota; Eurotiomycetes; Eurotiales; Aspergillaceae
Product: EMI1 family protein
Exons: 1
Coding region: 114-755 (213 amino acids)
Source: RefSeq, a predicted model, not a curated record